AUGAUUUUUUUCAUAUUCUUAAUAGUUGCUAUAGUUGCUAUAGUUGUGCUUUUGUAUGUGUAUUUGACAUGGAAUUUUGAUUACUGGUUUAAACGCGGAGUUCCAGCACCAAAAGCUAGAGUUUUACUUGGUGACUUACCAAAUGGAUUGACUAGAAAAGAAAAUGUGGUCUACGACAUCGAAAAAAUUUAUAACGAUUUUAAGGCCAAAACUCCAUUUGUGGGAAUAAUUCAAACGCGUGACCCUCGUUUAGUAGUUUUGGAACCUGAAUUAAUUAAAGAUGUUCUCAUAAGAAAAUUUAAUAAUUUUCGCAACAGCGAGUUUGUUGACAUGAUUGAUGUUAAACAAGAUCCACUGUUUGCAAAGAAUCCAUUCUUCUUAAAAGAUGAGGAAUGGAAAGAAAAGAGAGCUGAGAUCACUCCAGCAUUUACUGUAAACCGCAUGAAAUCACUUUAUCCACUUAUACAAGACGUCAGUGCCAGAAUGGUCAAGUACAUCACAAUUGAGUCCAAAAAAUCCGAACCAUUCGAUGCUCGUGAAUUAUCAGCAAAAUACACAACGGAUGUGGUAAGCAACUGUAUUUUUGGAAUCGAUGCUGGAUCUUUUACCAAAGAAAAGCCUGAAAUUCGUGAGAUGGGCAGAAGACUCAUAGCACCAUCAACAAAGCUGUUCAUCAAAAUGUUCUUUGCUGAGUCAUUUCCAUUUUUGAGGAGAUUCAUUUCAAUUCAAUUUAUGCCAGAUGAUGUGAAAGACUUCUUUGUUAGUCUUAUGCAACAGGCAUUGAAGUUCAGACAAGAAAAAAAUGUUCAACGCGAAGAUUUUCUCGAUUAUGUCAUUCAUUUGAAAAGCAAGAAGAACAUUAGUGAAUUGGAGAUGGCAGCGCAUACGAUCAGCUUCUUUACAGAUGGUUUUGAGACGUCGUCAAUCGCUAUUGCACAUGCUCUUUAUGAGAUUGGAAAGAGUAAGCGUGUCCAAGAUAAACUACGCGAUGAAGUAAACAAUCAUUGGGACAACAAUGGCCAAAUAAACUUUGAAACCUUGUCUGAAUUAACUUAUCUUGACCAAGUAUUCCAUGAAGCUUUGCGUUUGCACCCGCCAGCGGUAAUGACAUCAAAAAUGUGCUCAGAAACUACAGAUCUUGAAUAUGAUGGAAAGAAAGUUACUGUCGAGAAGGGUUUAAGUGUCUAUAUUCCUAUUUAUUCACUCCAUUAUGACUCGCAACACUUUUUGGAACCGAAAAAGUUCCAUCCUGAAAGGUUUGAUGAUGGAGCUAUGAAGGAUUAUCUUGAUCGAUGUGUCUUUUUGCCUUUUGGAGCUGGACCGAGAAUCUGUCUCGGCAUGAGAUUCGCCUUAUUACAAAGCAAAGCUGCUUUAGCUGCAAUCGUCCAUAACUUUGAAAUAUCAGUCAACGAGAAGACAGCAGAUCCAUUGAUCAUCGACCCAAAGGAGUUUUUAAACGUCAAAGUAGGAGGAUUGUGGUUGAAUUUUAAGCCUUUGAAUGAAGAAUGA
This is a messenger RNA of Chironomus riparius, 1509 nucleotides long. NCBI's taxonomy places the organism in Eukaryota, Metazoa, Arthropoda, Insecta, Diptera, Chironomidae. The record is from the annotation of a GenBank genome assembly.